Messenger RNA from Lepidothrix coronata (blue-crowned manakin), 757 nucleotides. RefSeq names its product FCF1 rRNA-processing protein (gene FCF1). The coding region runs from base 81 to 677 and encodes 198 amino acids. Lineage: Eukaryota; Metazoa; Chordata; Aves; Passeriformes; Pipridae. The transcript is spliced from 8 exons. The record is from RefSeq and is a predicted model, not a curated record. Gene Ontology annotation, cellular component: nucleolus; small-subunit processome.
CGCGGUCCCGGGGCGGGGCCCAGUGACGCACCGGGGGCACCGACGGCAGAGGCAGGAGCGGUGGGAUCAGCGUGAUCGGCAUGGGGAAGCAGAAGAAGGCGCGGAAGUACGCGGUGAUGAAGCGCAUGAUCAGCCUUCGGGAUGAGCGCAUUAAAGAGAAGGACCGGGCGAAAGCCCCCGUGAAGAAGAAAGAGGACCCGAGCGCCAUCAAAGAGCGGGAGGUCCCCCAGCAUCCCUCUUGCUUGUUCUUCCAGUAUAAUACACAGCUGGGCCCCCCUUACCACAUCCUGGUUGACACUAACUUCAUCAACUUCUCCAUCAAGGCCAAGCUGGACCUAGUGCAGUCAAUGAUGGACUGUCUCUAUGCCAAGUGUAUUCCGUGUAUUACAGACUGUGUAAUGGGUGAAAUUGAAAAGUUAGGACAGAAGUACCGUGUGGCGUUAAGAAUUGCCAAGGACCCUCGGUUUGAACGCUUGCCAUGUAUGCACAAAGGAACCUACGCAGAUGACUGCUUGGUACAGAGGGUCACUCAGCACAAAUGUUACAUUGUGGCCACCGUAGAUAAAGAGCUCAAGCGGAGAAUACGAAAAAUCCCUGGAGUGCCUAUAAUGUAUAUUUCCAGGCACAGGUACAACAUUGAAAGGAUGCCGGAUGAUUAUGGAGCUCCUCGAUUCUGACCUGUCCAGCCAAGCCAUCGAUGCCAGGACUCUGGGCCAGGAUAAGGAUCCUUCUGAUUCCAACCCUCCUGCUUUCUCUU